UGCUCGCGAGAACAGACUUGUCAUGGCGGACUCCGACGAAGGAGUACACGACCUGAAGAAAACUGCUUCCAUAAACCGCAGUGGGAGUAAUAACGGGAAGGAAAUGAAGACCGUUUCCAAAUCCGGGUCACAAACUGUGUCUGACUUAAUCGCCAAAUCGGAAUAUUGUGAAAAACUCCAGGAAUGGAUGUGGCAGUAUUACUGCGGGUAUGUGAGCUGGCAGAGCUGGGUGACCGUGUUUCCUUUUCCUCCUUGUUUUCCAACACAAGCAGCGACUGGGAGCCUGAGAGCGCCAACAUGGGGGGUGGAUUUACCCACCCCAGACCUACAGACCUGGAUUAGUCAUUCUUCUGCUGUCCCUUUUUCUUCAUUUCCGUCUGUUCCUCCGCCCUCUACCACCACGGCUGCUCAUAACGCUAGUGAGAGACAGGUAGAGAUUAAUGGCCAGAGUCAGAAUCUUCCUGUCCCCCAGAACCUGCAGCAAAAUGGAAACGCCCAGCAGCCAGGUCGAGAAUAUUAUAUUCCCUCUCCGCUCCACCGCUUCCUGGCUGAGAUGGUGGACUUCUUCAUCCUCUUCUUCAUCAAAGCAACCAUCAUCCUGAGCAUAAUACACCUGAGUGGAAUGAAGGACAUAUCAAAAUUUGCAUUGCACUUCAUUGUGGAAGAAAUAGAUGAAGACACGUCAAUGGAGGAGCUGCAGAAAAUGAUGCUCGUGGCGCUUGUGUACCGGAUAUUGGUGUGCUUCUACGAGAUUAUAUGUAUUUGGGGAGCUGGUGGAGCCACGCCAGGGAAAUUUGUGCUUGGCCUGCGAGUGGUCACGUGUGACACUUCGGUCCUGGUGCAGCCCAACCGAGUGCGUGUGGUGCCUGCGACUAACGUCAGUCUGUCAGCGUCGACCAUCCGAGCCCUGAACAAAAAUUUCUCCAUCGCGUUUUUUUUCCCGGCGUUUAUCACGCUGCUCUUUUUCCAGCACAACAGAACUGUGUACGAUAUCGUGGCAGGGACUAUAGUGGUCAAGAGAAACAGACUCAGAUGAUGUGUGUGGAUCUUACCUGCUGAGAAAACAACUCCACAUGAAGAACUGAUCCAAAGAACUGCCGGGUCACAGGAAAGAGAGAAAACGAGGAAAUCCUUUGAACGGUCGAAGAGAAAACUGUUUGACAGCAAGUAUUAUUCCCUCCGGGUGCUCGGAGGGAGCGUUUGAAUGGUUUGCUGCAGCUUUUUUUUUAAUGCCAUUGGCAUAUACAAUGUGAAUUUUUUUUUUUUUUUUUUUUAAGAAUUUCAUAACAUGCAGUGAAAUGAGUAUCAUGCAAAUCCCAAUAAGUGUAAGUUUACUUUGCUAAUUACUGUAUUUAGCAUGUUCUGUGUCUGAUCUGAAUAUCAGCAAAGUUUAAACUGGAGUGAAUGCACUCCAAACAAGCAAGUCAGUCCAAAUGAUCUAAACGUGGUACGGCUCUGAAAGACAGAAUAAUGCCAGCGUUACGUUUUUUCCUUUUUUCUUUUUCCAGAACAUUUCAGAUCAAGAUCUUUGCCGCAGUCAUUUGGCAAAACAUCACAGUAUAACAAAAGUUAUAUAUAUAUAUAUAUAUAUAAAAGAAGUUUAUUUUACUGAUUGUGCCUUUUAAUAUAAAUGUGCUAAUAAAUUUCUCCGAUGUGUAAAUUAUGACGUGUAUUUAUUGUUAUAUUAAUCUAGAUUUGAGCUCUUUUGAGAUUUGCAGUGAUUGUGCAAGUCAUCCAAAUGUUGUGCACCCGACCCCGAAAGGUCAAUCCACUACCGUUCGAGCGAAUAGAACAAGAUGACACCACUCAAAGAAUAUCAGGCAAAUACGAACAGCCACAGAGAGACCAGAACACACGCGCACUUUAUCGUUAUUAUUGCUUUGUUUUUUUAUCUGUUCCUUUAUCAAUAUUAUUCUUAUUCUUAUCUAUUCCAUCGGUAAACACAAUAAAACAAAGGCAACCUGAGUGAACACAAAAUACAGUUUUUAAAUGAUAAUGUUAUUUACUGAAGCAAAAAACGUUAUCCGAUACCAACUGGGCCUGUGUGAAAAUGUAUUUGCCAACAUAGUUACUAAUUCCCCAAAUCCAUGAAACUGCAUUCAUAAUGAGGUUCAGCUGGACUAGACGCAACCAGGCCUGAUUACUGAAAUCCCUGUUCAAUCAAAUGUUUA
This is a messenger RNA of Ictalurus furcatus (blue catfish), 2171 nucleotides long. RefSeq names its product family with sequence similarity 8 member A1b (gene fam8a1b). The transcript is spliced from 5 exons. Lineage: Eukaryota; Metazoa; Chordata; Actinopteri; Siluriformes; Ictaluridae. The record is from RefSeq and is a predicted model, not a curated record. Bases 23 to 1036 code for a protein of 337 amino acids.